UUCAGCUUCCUAAACCCGCCCUCUCCCACCCAACAAAUCUCGGCGGCAAGCGGCAGCUGUCGGCGGAAGGAAGCAAUUUGAGGAACCACAAUGGGAUUCGUUAAAGCCCAGAAAACAAAAGCAUACUGUAAGCGGUAUCAAGUCCAAUUCAAGAGGAGGAGAGAGGGGAAGACAGACUAUCGAGCUAGGGUUCGGUUGAUCAAUCAGGACAAAAACAAGUAUAAUACCCCAAAGUAUCGGUUUGUUGUGAGAUUUACCAACAAGGACAUUGUUGCACAAAUUGUUUCUGCUAGCAUUGCAGGUGACAUUGUGCUUGCAUCAGCUUAUGCACAUGAAUUGCUGCGUUACGGCCUUGAAAUUGGACUGACAAAUUAUGCUGCUGCUUACUGUACUGGUCUUUUACUGGCUCGUCGAGUUCUCAAAGAACUUCAAAUGGAUGAGGAGUAUGAAGGAAAUGUUGAGGCUACUGGUAAAGAUUACUCUGUUGAACCAGCUGAUAGCAGAAGGCCUUUCCGUGCUCUUCUGGAUGUUGGUCUUGUACGGACCACCACAGGCAACCGUGUUUUUGGUGCACUCAAGGGGGCAUUGGAUGGUGGGCUUGACAUACCUCAUGGUGAAAAGAGGUUUGCUGGAUUUGACAAGGAGUCUAAACAACUUGACCCUGAGGUUCACCGCAAGUACAUCUAUGGUGGGCAUGUUGCGGCUUACAUGAGAACAUUGAUUGAAGAUGAACCAGAGAGGUAUCAGUCUCAUUUUAGUGAGUACAUAAAAAGGGGUUUGGAGGCAGAAAAUAUCGAGGAGUUGUACAAAAAAGUCCAUGCAGCUAUUCGUGCUGAUCCUACUGCAAAGAAAUCUGAGAAGGAGCCUCCAAAGGAACACAAGAGGUACAACCUUAAAAAGCUAACUUAUGAGGAAAGAAGGGCUAAGUUGAUAGAGAGGUUAAAUGCAUUGAACUCGGCUGCUGGAAAUGAUGAUGACGACGAGGAUGGUGAUGAGUGAACACAGGAAAAGUUGCUGUUGCAUUCUUUUUUUUGUUUUUUGGGUAUUGGGGAUAGACGUCUUCCCAGUUUUGUAUUUUGGGAGAAUGAGAAUUUAUGACCUUUGGAAGUAUGACAGGAACUUUAUAUGCCUAGUGUUGGUAAAUUUUAAUGGAUAGUUAUCCUAUUGUAGAGUUUGAAGGACGUAUCACAAAAAUUGCUUGAAUAAUUGUAUGAAUUUUUUUCAAA
This is a messenger RNA of Coffea eugenioides, 1226 nucleotides long. Its product is annotated as 60S ribosomal protein L5-like. Lineage: Eukaryota; Viridiplantae; Streptophyta; Magnoliopsida; Gentianales; Rubiaceae. Gene Ontology annotation, biological process: ribosomal large subunit assembly; translation. Gene Ontology annotation, molecular function: structural constituent of ribosome; 5S rRNA binding. The record is from RefSeq and is a predicted model, not a curated record. Gene Ontology annotation, cellular component: cytosolic large ribosomal subunit; ribosome. The coding region runs from base 91 to 999 and encodes 302 amino acids. The transcript is spliced from 9 exons.